CUUCCGGUAGGUCACUGAAAUUAAUGCGGUCAUGAAUUUUAACAUAGUUUUGUUUGAAAAAUGUUCGUAAAUGAAUGAACUGAAACUUUGUUUGUACGUGGGGAUAUGCAGUGGGCAGUGUGAGGAGGCAGAGAAUGGCAGAGCCAGACAGAAGCUCAACAGACGGGACACCAGAAAAUGAAAAUGAGGCAGACUCUGGCACUCAGAAUGAAGGUGGUCACAGUAAUGAGGAGAAUGGUGAUCAGGACAAUGAAGCUGAUCAGUCUGGUGGACAAGGCAGUCCCUUAGCAUCAGGGGGUCCAGAUGGUGCUCUGAAUACAAACUAUGAUUCCAGUGAUGGUGCUAUACCAGUCCAUCGAUGUGAACGAUGCGACAAUUAUGAGACCUUGUCUCGUGCUGCCUUGCUUACGCAUCUUUCGCGAUGCACUGGCGGGGAGGGAGAACCAUCUGCACCAGGAGAGGUGCAUCGAGGUCAUGACCGUAAAAUAUUUGAAUGUGACGUGUGUAACAUGAAAUUCUCAAAUGGCGCCAAUAUGCGGCGCCAUAAAAUGCGUCACACAGGUGUUAAGCCUUAUGAGUGCAGAGUCUGCCAGAAAAGAUUCUUUCGCAAGGAUCAUCUAGCAGAACACUUCACAACACACACAAAAACUCUGCCGUAUCAUUGUCCCAUCUGCAACCGUGGAUUUCAGCGUCAGAUUGCCAUGCGGGCUCAUUUCCAGAAUGAACAUGUAGGACAAAAUGACAUGAUAAAAUCCUGUCCACUGUGCAGCUAUCGGGCUGGAUCUAUGAAGAGUUUGCGAGUGCAUUUCUUCAACAGACAUGGAAUUGACUUGGACAACCCUGGACCAAGUGCACCCAGUGCAUCAUCGUUACUGCAAGGCAGCCAUUGCUCACCAUUGGAGGUGAGCUGCAAUCUUAAUGUUGCAGCAACAUACAGCGACAGUGGUGACUCAAUGGGAGCAAGGUCUGUGGACAAUGCUACUCCACCAAUGCACUUCCUCACGCCUCAUGUCGAGAUAUCCAUGGCUGAUGCGCCUGCAUCGUUUUCUCCUGCUCAGUGUGACCCACCCCUAGGGGUCAACUCCCAGUCAGGCUCUGAACCUUCAUCUCAGCGAGUAAAUGGUGAAUGUCCUGGUUCACCACAUUCAGUUGAUUCCAACUCAAAUGCACCAUCAAGCAGUCACACAGUUGGAGGCGCAAGUAAUGGAAAUGGUUCCGCCCGCACUGUAUCUGAGCUGGAGGUGGCCACAACCAUUACUCCAUCCAUCUCGCUUAUCCCAAUAAAGCAGGAGCCUGGUAGUGGCGCAGAUGAACCUUCACAGAGAAGUAAUGGGCCUGUGAACCUCACGACUGCUCGCACAUUGGCUUCAGCACCUGCAGAGUCAAAUAAUGUCCAGUUUCAGUCUGCCACCUCCAGUAGCCUUACCAGUCUAAUUAAGGUUUCACCUCUUAAAUCACUCCUCCGUGAUGAUCUAAAAAGAAAGAUUGGAAAUCGUAGUAACUCAUCUAUCCCUGCUCGAGGUCGUCCAUCCACUGCUUCUCCAAGACCAGAGAGCUCAUUCAGCCUGCAGCCAAUUGCAACAACCACAAAUGGAACCAUCACAUCCACAGGACCUGAACAGCCCUCCGAUUCAACGGGUUGGCGGUCACCACACAAACGGUCUGCUCCUGCACUGCAGUGUGUGUUUUGUGGUAUUGCAUUCCCCGACCAGACAUUGUAUUUCCUUCACAAAGGCUGUCAUUCUGAUAGUAAUCCUUGGAAAUGCAAUAUCUGUGGGGAACAGUGUUCUAAUGUGUAUGAGUUUAAUUCACACCUGCUCAGUAAAACACAUCAGUAGAGAACGGAGAAUGGGGUUGCCAGUUCCAAGGCUAUGUAAAACAGAAUGAAGUAGAUUGACUUAAGACUUCCUUAAAUGGUUAACACUUCUAAUAUGUACUAACUGAUUUCAGGAGAAGAUUUUUUUGGAAAACAUACUCUUAGAUGCUAGCUCUGAUCAAAGGGUAUUGAGACUGAGUGUGUGGAAAUUUUAUUUAUGUCUUCAUGUUUUGUUUUGUGACACUCUCAGCAUCAGACUGUGGUGGCAGAUGGUGGGACAUGAGAUAUGGGAUUCUCAUGGCAGUGACUGACUUGGGUGUGACACCAUGUAGUGUGGUAAAAGGGUGGAAUAAGCUACAAACACACCUGGAUAUUUAGUAACAUGUCAGAACACAUUCUUUGCAGCCAUGUUUUGUGGAAAUGUGAUAUAUGUGCAACAUGAAGUCAAUCUUUUUACCUUUUGAUCAGACCUUUCAUGUUCUAUAUACAAUGUAGUGUAGAGCAAACCAUAUACAUUAAUUUGCAUUUCAGCUGCUGUGUUAUUCCUUCGCAGUUACAACGGUUUAGCAGUUAAAGUCUGUUCAGAGAUGCAUUAAAAACCCGUGAAUAAUUGUGAGUCGUAGAUCAGUGAUUUUUAAUCACAGAUGGUGGUGAAUCAUAUUGAAGACUAUUCCUUUUCUUGUAAAGUUUGGGUGAAAACCAAUCAGAAUGCUAUAAAACGGUGAGGAAUAUGAGAUGACCAGCUGUAGUCUGAUUCCAGUCAGGUUGUGCUGUACAGGGCCAAACUGACCGAUGUUGCCAGGUGACCAUACAAGUCUUCAUCUCGAGGCCGCACCAUAGCUCAAGCGGUUAGUCACUGGCUUCCCACUGCGGCGGCCUGGGUUUGAUCCCGG
Messenger RNA from Cryptotermes secundus, 2709 nucleotides. RefSeq names its product zinc finger protein ztf-16. Gene Ontology annotation, molecular function: DNA-binding transcription factor activity; RNA polymerase II cis-regulatory region sequence-specific DNA binding. NCBI's taxonomy places the organism in Eukaryota, Metazoa, Arthropoda, Insecta, Blattodea, Kalotermitidae. Gene Ontology annotation, biological process: regulation of transcription by RNA polymerase II. Bases 135 to 1838 code for a protein of 567 amino acids. The record is from RefSeq and is a predicted model, not a curated record. The transcript has 5 exons.